This is a messenger RNA of Drosophila mojavensis, 494 nucleotides long. Its product is annotated as kunitz-type serine protease inhibitor bitisilin-2. The record is from RefSeq and is a predicted model, not a curated record. The transcript is spliced from 3 exons. Gene Ontology annotation, molecular function: serine-type endopeptidase inhibitor activity. The coding region runs from base 16 to 420 and encodes 134 amino acids. Lineage: Eukaryota; Metazoa; Arthropoda; Insecta; Diptera; Drosophilidae.
CACACAGGCAGCUGUAUGAUUAUUAACGCGCAGUUAUCAGCGAUUACAUUGAGAAUGAAACGAGUGUUGGGAAUGACCCAAUUUCUGUGCUUGGCCGCAAUUGUUUUGCUCGGCCUCACACAGCUGGCUGAGGCGGUGACCACGGCCAAGCCCAAGCCGCUGGCACAGGCCCAGCCACAGGCGGUUGGCCCCAGCAGCACCACCACAGCCAGGCCAAAGCCAACGCAGCCACAACGCCAGCAAGAUGCGAAAUGCCUGCAGCCUCUGGAAACGGGUCCUUGUCGCAUGAGCCUGGAGCGCUAUUACUACAAUAAGGAGAAGAACAGCUGUGAGACAUUCAAGUACGGCGGCUGCAGGGGCAACGACAAUCGCUGGGGCUUCCGACAGACCUGCGAGGAGGCGUGCCUGGUCAAGAAGUGACUCAAGUUCUAUGAAUCAACAAUAAUGCCACGGUCUAUGUAUACCAAAUAAAAGAUCCAUCUAACGUUUGUUUA